AUGUCGCGCCUGGGAGUGUAUAUUUGCUAUUGCAGCACGGCAGCAGCAAACAGUAGCGCCUGUCCUCCUCGAACUGGGGAGCUUGCCAACCAGCUCAGCCGAACGAACAGCGAGUUGGAGAUGGCGCUAUACUUCAAAGCGUGGCUUUUUGUCCUCCAUGAGAUGGCGAAGGGUGCGAAGAUGAGCUCAGUGCAGUGGAUGGAUUCACAGAUGGAUUCGUCCAGUAUUGCGGAGGCAGUGCACAAGAAAUGGCUUGAAUUGAUCAACAGCAGAGCUGUAGAGGAAAUUAGUGAGUCACCGGAUGCCAGGAACGAGAAUCUACUCCAACGAGAGCUUGAAAACUUGAAGGAUGUACUGCCGGAAGAGGGGGAGGUGCAGGUGCUUUUUGUUUUUGAUGAAGGUCGCGGUCUCUUACCGAAUGGGGAAAGCACCUUCGGUAUGGCACAAUCGCCGUUUGACCAGAUGAGGCGAGUGGCGAGAGCUUUCUUCACACACAAGAAAUACUUUGCAGUUGUCAUGGAUACGAUGUGGAGUAUCAGUAAUCUCCACAUCAGUAAUCUGCAGCCUCGACGGCACGAGGACCAGUCGAGGAAAGCUAAUAUCCUGGGUUUGCGGCUUUUAAGGCCUAUUUAUCAGGUGGUGAAUAUGGACCUUGUUCCUCGGACUACGGAUUUGUCUCCAGCUCAGUUGUUCAGGUAUGGAAGGCCCCUAUGGAGUAGCCGCCUUGACAGCAAUCCAAAUGUGUGGAGCCUCCUCGAUCUCGCGGAAGCCAAGCUGGUUGGGGUGCUGCACGGGGACUUUCAGGGGCAAGCUGUGGACGUUUGUGGUUCUACCGGAAAGGUACAGAUGGCUGAGAGCCAAGCGUUGGCCUUGCUUUCAGCAUCAGCGGGCCUGGAGAUAUGCCCGCGGAGUGCGCAAAGCCAGCUUCUUGUCGCUUCUCACAUGAGUAUCCUUACGUUCAUCUCCCUCGAUCGUACGAGAGUGCAUAUCAGUCAGCCCGUGGAGCCCGUUGUGAGUGAAGCGGCCGCUAGGAUUCUCAACCGCAAGAGUGGCGAGCCUCUAGAAGUUGCUCUAGGGCUGUUCCUGAACGGCUGCUACAAUGGCUAUGUGGAUGCUGGACCUCGGGGGGAAUUCAUAGUGAAGCUCAUCUUGCUGCAAGCUUGUUGGAGCUUGUACAAGGGUGACUACUACCUACGCCGCAUUCCUCUCCGGGAUUAUAUCGGACGAUUGCUGGGCUGGGAGGAGGCACAGGUUGACGAGGCAUGCAGCGGCCUGGAUGAAUCCGCUGCCGUCUUUUUUAACAGUUUUAUGCUGGUUAAGCAGGGGCAGUUGACACCCGAGAUCUUGGCAGCUGCGUUCAUGAGAGGCUGUGCAAUCAUGUACAAAGCCAACAAUAACGUCCGAGGUUAUGACAUUGUUAUUCCGGUCUGGACUUCCUUGGGGAUGACUGCGCUGCUCGUUUCGGUUGAGAACAGUAGAAAGUGUGGGUGGCUCAACAAAGCUUCUACGACUGUGUUGAGGCCGAGGCUCAUGCAAGUCUCAGGAAUCGAAAUCAAAGUGGUGACGGUCCUCAUCAAUGUCCAAGAACCAAACCUUAAAGAGCCAGUGCCAACAAAGUUAUGGAAGAAGGAUGAGAUGCAUAAGUCUUACUUGCAGGGUGACGAAGCUUAUGGCAAGAAAACGGAGCCUGUUGCGCACAUAACAGUUUAUGGUCUCGAACGCAACUUUCGUUUCCUUGGUGCUGAGACGAAGAGACUUCUAGCUGAACUUUCAAUUGCGGGGCCGGAUGUGGAGGUGGAGGCUGGAAAGCAAUCAGAGGAAGUGAAAUCAUGGCUCCAUUUGCUGCUUCCUGACACGUAUAAGCUUCCAAUUCCAAACGUCUCUGACAUUAAGGAGCUUGGUGAUCCGCGACAGAAGCGCCCAAUAGAUGCCACAGAGAAGUUUGCGGAUGAUUUGCAACAGAAACGCUUAAAAGUUGCCUGAGAAUUGGUAAUGCCAUUUGGUUUAACAAAUGCUCCUACAACUUUUUAGAAGUUGAUAAAUCAAGUUUUACAGCCUUACUUGAGAAAAGCAAGAUCGUGGCCAGGUCGUUUAGAAUAUUAAGCAUGUAGUAGUCUUAUGAUUCGGGUUAUGUUGUAAUGGUUUUGCAUAAAUAUAGGAUUAUUAAAAACUUUUAUUUUAUUUUAGAAAAUCAAUUUAGCUUUUGGCUAUGCAAAUCACAUGAGAAACAACACUCAACCAUGAAGCUCUCCUUCUCACCAA
This is a messenger RNA of Selaginella moellendorffii, 2262 nucleotides long. RefSeq lists its product as uncharacterized. The record is from RefSeq and is a predicted model, not a curated record. NCBI's taxonomy places the organism in Eukaryota, Viridiplantae, Streptophyta, Lycopodiopsida, Selaginellales, Selaginellaceae. Bases 1 to 1983 code for a protein of 660 amino acids. The transcript has 2 exons.